Molecule: messenger RNA, 3910 nt
Organism: Nothobranchius furzeri (turquoise killifish)
Lineage: Eukaryota; Metazoa; Chordata; Actinopteri; Cyprinodontiformes; Nothobranchiidae
Source: RefSeq, a predicted model, not a curated record
UGGGAAUUGAAGUCCAAUGAAUAUGACUCGCUUCACACAUAAAUUUGCCUUAUUUUUCGAAGGGGAGACUGGCUAUUAAACAGUCGCUUUGUUUUCAACCUCAGAAUUCAACUUCACCGAUUAGAAAAGGCCACACAGAUCCAAGUUCCUGCUGCCGUUUUAAAACUGUGUCAUGUCUCUCUCAAGCCAUGACAUCAUCCAACCCCACAUUCUUCCUGCAGAUGAUCGGAUGAUUUUCAUUAAAGAAGAAUCUUCUGAUGAAUGGAAGCCAGGCGUGGACCAGCAGGACCCAGAGCUCCUCCACAUAAAGGUGGAAGAGGACGAACUCUGGACCAGUCUGGGGGGGGAGCAGCUAAAUAUAAAGGAGGUGACUGAUGCCACCAGGCUUUCAUUCACUGCUGCUCCUUUGAAAAAUGAAGGCGAUGAAGAAAAACCUGUGUUGUCCCGCCUUCAUCUUGACCAAGAAGAAGGUGGAGGUUUUCCUACGAGCAGCUCAACUAAUCAAAUGAAAGCAGAAACAGUUGAAGAGGACUGUAGAGGAGCAGAAACUACCAGGAACCCAAAUCUAAAGACUCUAGAAGAUGAAUCCAACUCGUCAGAGACUGACAUCGGUGAGGGUGAAGAAGACAAUCGUGUGAAUAAUCACAACUUUCUGCAGAAGCACUUUUCAGACUCAAGGUCAGCAACUAUAGAUGGUGUUGAUGACUGGAAGGAGGGUAUGGACCCUGAGUUUGACUUCGAAACUAUCAACACUGAGUGUGAUAAACACUUAAACUACCAGUCAUUUCUUAGUCGUGAGAAAAGUGUUUCGAGUAUGAAGUCUGCAAGUUAUACAGUUAAUAAUAAUUGUUUAGAAGUUGAGAAAACUUUAGACUCAGAUGAAAAAAGCAAGGGAACACAGAAAUCUUUUAGAUGUGAUGACUGUGGAAAAACAUUUAAUCUAAAAUGUAAUCUGAACAGACACAUGAAAAUCCACACAGGAGAGAAGCCAUUUGCUUGUGAUUCAUGUGGACAAAAGUUUAGCCAAAAAACCCAUUUAGACUCACACAUGGUAGUCCACACUGGAGACAAAGCAUUUGUGUGUGGAAUAUGUGGACAAAGGUUUAGCUACAAAUCUACUUUAAACUCUCACAUGAGAAUCCACACAGGAGAAAAGCCGUUUGCUUGUGAUGUAUGCGGACAAAGGUUUAACCAAAAAACAAAUUUAAAAUCACACAAAAGAAUCCAUACAGGAGAGAAACCAUUUUCGUGUGACAUGUGUGGAAAUAGUUUUAGCCUCAAGACUAUUUUAAACUCUCACAUGAGAAUCCACACAGGAGAAAAGCCGUUUGCUUGUGAUGUAUGCGGACAAAGGUUUAACCAAAAAACAAAUUUAAAAUCACACAAAAGAAUCCACACAGGAGAGAAACCAUUUUCGUGUGACAUGUGUGGAAAUAGUUUUAGCCUCAAGACUAUUUUAAACAAACACAUGAGAAUCCACACCGGAGAUAAACCCUUUACUUGUGAGAUGUGUGGACACAAGUUUAGCCAAAAGGCACACUUAGACUCGCACAGGAUAGUCCACACUAAAGACAAACCCUUCGCUUGUGCUCUGUGUGGACACAGGUUCAUCCAAAAGGUGCAUUUAGACACACACAUGAGAAUCCACACUGGAGAGAAACCAUUUAAAUGUGAUUUUUGUGGAUAUAGGUUUAGUCAAAAGGUACAUUUGACUAAACACAUGAAAAUCCACACUGGAGAGAAAAUAUUUACAUGUGGACAAACGUUUACCCACAAGUCAGAUUUAGCGAUAUCCAGGAGAAUUCACACAGGUCAGAAACCGUUUUCUUGUGUCGUAUGUGGACAGAGGUUAUCCAUAAGUGAAACUUUAAAUGAAAACAUGAAAAUCCGAACAGGAGAUGAACAAUUUGCAUGUGAUCUAUGUGGACAUAAAAACAUCCAAAAUGUACAUUUUGACUCACAUAAAAUAAUCCCACCAGAAUAGAUUUACUUGAAAGACAACUUAAAAUACAAUUUUUUUCUUCUUGGAUAGAAAUUUAGCCUAAAGACUCUUUUUGGACCCACAACCCUCUAGGCAUGUCAACAUUUGUGGGUGUUUGUGCAUUUUUUGUUAUUGCUAUAUUAUUUCUAAAUGGUUUCAUUACUUCUAGUUAAAGUGACGGUGUGUAUUUUUCCUGGCUAUAGAGGGCAGCAGAUACCUAAGUUGUUGCGAGGAAGCUGUAUUUCUGUGUUAGAGUUGGACCUUAUCAACAGAUGCCCAUUAGGGUCAAAAAGGCCCGGGGAGUGCAAACUUCAGCAAAAUGAAAAGCACAUCAGACUCCCUUUAAUCACUGGCAAUGAGUGAAGAGGUAAAUGUAUAAAACAACGUUUAUUAAUGGUGAAAUUUUUGUAACUGUUUGUUACAAAUCAGUAAAUGUAUUUUGUCCUCACGGGCUCCCGUAGUAGGAAACAUUGCAUUUAAUAUGGCGUCGCCCAGAGUUUUAGGCCUGCUCCCAUAUAUUUUAGACCUUAUUUUUAUGGUUAUAUGUUACGAAGCCACCAAUAUUUUAUUUUUGUUAAUACUGGAAGUCCUUAAAUUAAUUUUCAACAACAUUUUGAAAGAUAUUUCCAGAGAUUAAAGAUAAAAACUACAUAUUGUCACUUAUCAGUGACACGUCGUCUGUUGUAUCAGUUCUUCAGUCAUAAUAAUUUGUGCCCCCAGUUCAUGUUCACAUGUAUUUGCUUGAGGUGCAUUUCUAUUAGUACUAGUGGUGUGCAUCUCUACCUGCCCUCACAAUUCGAUCCAAUUCCGAUUAUCUGCCUAAAGAUUCGAUUUGAGUCUGAAAUGCAUCACGAUUCUUCACACAAAAUUUUUCAUUACUUAAUAAAAGGAGUAGAAUAUAGGAGUCUGUAUCGGACACAAAAGUAGCAUGAGGUGACAUGUAGACAGUGCCAUCUCAAAUUUCCUGCAUCUCAACGAUUCCAAGACUGAACUUAUCCUUUUUAAUCCAGUCAGAUCUAGCCCAUUCCAAACCCCAGAUCUUUCAUCUGUUUCUCAAAAUCUAAAAACCAUUGUGACUAACCUGGGUGUAAAGAUGGAUUAAUCUCUUAGGAUGGAUGCCCAGGUCAGUGCCACCGUAAAAUCCUGUUUUUUCCAACUCCGCCGUCUGUCCAAAUUAAGAGCAGUUUUAUCUAGGAAAAAAUUGGAAUCAGUUGUUCAUGCUUUUAUCACAUCUAGGCUCGACUAUUCGAACGCAAUAUUGCUGGGUAUCAAUAAGUCAACCCUUGCCAGACUUCAACUCAUCCAAAACGCAGCGGCUAGAUUCCUCACACGUACUGACAGGCGCCAGCACAUAUCUCCGGUUCUAAAAUCCCUUCAUUGGCUGCCCAUCACUUUCAGGGUCCAAUAUAAAAUAUUGCUUUUUGUCUUCAAAUCCCUCCAUGGUCUUGCCCCCGUGUACCUGUCUGAUCUUCUUGCGACUUAUACUCCCGGUCGCACACUCAGGUCCUCUAGCCUGUUGCUCCUCGAGGUUCCAAAAGUGUGUUAUAAAUCAUGCGGACAAAGAGCUUUCUCUGUUGCCGGUCCUAAAAUGUGGAACGAACUUCCAGCCGCAGUUCGACUGGCAUCUUCCUUGGCAGUUUUUAAGUCUAGACUAAAGACACACUAUUUUACCCUUGCUUUUAACAGUUAGCUGUUAUUUUGGUUUUUACUACUCUUAUUUUAUCAUCCAUUGUAAUGGUUUUUAUCUGAACUAUUGUGAGGUUUUUAUCUGAGCUUUUUUAUUGGCUUGUUUCUUAUCUGUUAACUGCAUUUUAUUGCUCUGUUCUAUGUUUUUAUCUCUGUUAUUGUGUGACUGUUCAGCACUUUGGUCGGCCGUAUGGCUGUGUUUUUAAAGUGCUAUAUAAAUAAAGGUGGUAUGGUAUGGUAUGG